UGGAAGCCGACGACUGCCCCCGGAGAGACGAUCGUGUGUCGCGGCCUCAAAGUAAAGACUAAGUAGUAAACACGGGCGCGCGUCAACCCUCAAUCCUUUCUAUCUCGCGUGCGCGCGCGCGCUCGCAUAAAGUGUUCCGGCUAAGCGGUAUAGAACGGUGGAUAGCAAAAAAGAAAAGAAAACAAACAAAAAAAAAACAAAAGAAACGAGCAAUAUAAUAACAAAACUUCUAGAGUGGUGCUAGAGCGGUGUUUCGUUGGGGCAUCAGCACGAUCGAGUGCUUAAAUGAUGAAAAGCGCGCAAGUACGGUUUGCGGUAGCGCGCAACGGAAUUAUGGCAGCUGCAUCGCGUGUGCGUAGUCGCGUCGGUACUAGUUCGCCCGCCGGUACCCUGGUCCGCGCCGGAUGCUGGGCCACAAACGAAGUAAAGUGAAAUCAAUUCUCUCAGUUCACUAGCAGUCAAUAACAAAAAAAAAACAAACAAAAAAACAACCAAAAAAAAGCUCCCCGUUUAAAUAACCCCACACAUUAAAAGCUCCUCGCGGAAGGGCAUUAAAAAUAACUAAAAAAAAAAAACCAAAACCAAAACAAACAACCAAAACCAAACCAAACAUCCAAUAAAAUCCAAAACGACAAUUCGGAAGGAACGCAUCCUUCACGUUCAUCCAGAGACCGCAAAACACUUCAGCUGUACGGCUACUUUAAAAAUAAAAACACUCAGCUAGAGGCAUACUAGGCAAAAAGGAAGCAAAAAAACUUUGGAAGGCUUGUUUUGCUAAUAAAACAAACCCCCACACGGAGAGGGACAGGGAAAGGCACAAAGGCAUCCUGCUGCUCCAGAAGAGGAAGGAAAAGAGCACAACAACACAACCAACCACACACGGCAACUAACUCAACAGAACAACAUUGAUUCUGCAUAUGAGAAGUGCAGGAGGCAGAUACAGAACAUGAUAGAACAGCAGCAGUAACAACAGUUUCCAUCACUACUACUACCACCAAUUACCACCACCACCACCACCAUCACCACCACCAAUACCUUCAUCACAAAAAAAACACCACUAGAAAGGUGCCACAGUAAAGCCGGCGGGAACAGCGAGAGAACAGCGAACAAAGCGUGUAACGCCGCCACCGACCGACCGCCACUAACAUCCACACGGAUCUUUUGCCACCCACAUACACAUACACACACAUACAUACACACACACACUCGCGUACAUUGCGCAUGCAAAGUUUGCCGCACCGUGCCACUCGACCCUGUCCCACUGUACCGGUUGUUCGCCCUCCGGUGGUGGGUGUGCUUGUCAGGGAGGCGCGUAAUCAUCCAACAACGGCAGUCUGCGACGACUGCUACCGAAAUAAGGCCCCCCCUCUCCACACCCAUCCCACCUCGCCCCGGUGGUGAAGUGUUGCUAGGGAGCCGCCGGGCAGACAAAUACACCCAGCGAUAGAGAAGAAAAAAGAAGUCCCCCCCCCCAGUCCCGGGCGGGUACACCACAGCUACUGGACGGCAACCGUUUGUGACAGUGGCCUGUCCCACCGGACGGCGGGGUUUUAGAUCACGAGAACAUGGUCCCGGACGUGGCAAGCGGCUGCCUGCACGGUGCUUCCGGCCACUGAAAAGACGUUAACCCGAGUUGCAGCUGAGUUGCAGCUGAGUUACAGCUGAGUUACAGCCGAACCCUUCCACAAUGUCGCGGGCCAACGUUUUGAUGAUGGAUGUAUAUAUUGCCGAGGGUUUUUGAUUUUGGUGCACGGUUCGGAACGGUUUGCUGCUGGAACGCCCGACCCAAGCAAGAAGGAACAAGGCGAAGAACAAGCCGAAAGAUUAAGCGAUUUUGACAAGCGCGCGACCGACAGCGACAGUGUACGUGCGUUUGAAUGCACGUGCUUGUGUGUGUGUGAGGGAAUCGGAAUUCUGGAUGAAUAAAAAAGGAAAACAACCAACACGCCGCUAAACAGCGCCUAAACAACAAAACCGAAACGCGUAACACCAUAAACCUUUAAAAACAUAAAAAAAGGAAACCCGAAUCUUAACUAAAAACCAAACAAAAAAAACAACCGGGAGCAUCUUAAAAACCAGCGCACUAACAUCCACAACAACAACAACAACAUCAAAAAAACCCAGCUCUAACACCAAUAAAACAUUCAAACAAAAAACGCAACACGCGAAUAAACAAAAAGCCCCCUCCACCCCCCCACCCAAAAAAAGAAACAAAAAUAAUAAUACAGAGAAAGCGAGCGGCACUCCUUGUACUAAAAAGCGGAUUAAGGCGGAAGCGAAACCUUAACAUCCCCCGGGGAAUCGGAUUGUGAAGCGCGCAAAAGCAACACAUUUAAACAAAAUCAACCGCCUGAAGGCAGAACGAGCCGGGCCCGGCGCAACGGCUCACCAUCUCCACUACCAGCCCACGAGCGGUUUGAGGUGUGUGGGUGUGCUGCGCGUUACACCACCACCAACGACGGCGAGACUCAUCGUCAUCGCCACCAUCACCACGUUGACCGACGCGAGCCCGACGAUAACGAGCGCACAGAAUGGAUGUGAUGUAUGUAGUGACGGUGCUGGUGCUGUUGCUGCUGGCAAUCUCGUUCGCAUUGGCGGCGACAGCAACCGCACCGGCGACCGACACCGUGCCACCGAUGACGCGCGCUUACCGAACCGCCAUCUUUACGCACGAUCGCAACCCGGCCGGUUACCGAUCGGGUGGCGGCGUGCUGCAUGAUACGGUGCGCGCUCUCUGCACGCGCGCGACGGCCGGGCUAGUGGCGCUGACGGUUGCACUGCUAUGCACCGGGGGCGCUAGUGUGCUGCGGGCGAAACUGUCAUCGAUCAGCGCUGUCACGGCGCUGGCGGCGACCGGUGCCGUGUCGGUUGUCGGCAAAGGUGCGACCACCGGCCGGACCAGCAAAACCAUCGUCAACUGCAGUGGAACCAAUACUGCCACCGCCGUAGUGCUGCUGUCGGUGCGGCAGCUACUACCACUUAUACUAGGAAUUGCCGCCAUGUUGCCUGUGAUUGACGCCGGAUACCACGAGAAACGGUUGCUGCACCAUCUGCUGGACAACUACAAUGUGCUCGAGCGGCCGGUCGUCAACGAGUCGGAUCCGCUGCAGCUCAGCUUCGGGCUGACUUUGAUGCAAAUCAUCGACGUGGACGAGAAAAAUCAACUCCUCAUCACGAACAUUUGGCUCAAGCUGGAGUGGAACGAUAUGAACGUCAGAUGGAACUCGUCCGAGUAUGGUGGGGUGCGCGAUUUACGGAUACCACCACAUCGCCUCUGGAAGCCGGACGUCCUGAUGUACAACAGUGCGGACGAAGGCUUCGACGGGACGUAUCCAACGAACGUGGUCGUGCGCAACAACGGUUCCUGCCUGUACGUACCGCCGGGAAUUUUCAAAUCUACCUGCAAAAUCGACAUCACCUGGUUCCCGUUCGACGAUCAGCGGUGCGAAAUGAAGUUCGGCUCGUGGACGUACGACGGGUUUCAGCUUGAUCUACAACUUCAGGAUGAAUCUGGAGGAGAUAUUAGCAGCUUCAUCACUAACGGCGAAUGGGAGCUACUGGGUGUGCCUGGGAAGCGGAACGAAAUCUACUACAACUGCUGCCCGGAACCGUACAUCGACAUCACCUUCGCGAUACUGAUCCGCCGCAAAACGCUCUACUACUUCUUCAACCUGAUCGUACCGUGCGUGCUGAUCGCCUCGAUGGCACUGUUGGGUUUCACGCUGCCGCCCGACUCCGGCGAAAAACUGUCGCUCGGUGUCACGAUUCUGCUAUCACUCACAGUCUUCCUGAACAUGGUCGCCGAGACGAUGCCGGCUACAUCAGACGCAGUGCCUCUCCUAGGAACCUACUUCAAUUGUAUCAUGUUUAUGGUUGCCUCAUCGGUUGUGUCAACGAUCCUGAUCCUGAACUAUCACCACCGCAACUCCGACACGCACGAAAUGUCUGAAUGGAUUCGCGUUGUGUUCCUGAUCUGGUUACCGUUCAUCCUGCGCAUGAGCCGACCGGGUGAACCUUAUCCACAUCCAUGCCGCCCAACAGUGGACGAAAAGAACAAGCAGCUGCAGGAGGUGGAGAUGCGCGAGCGAUCCUCCAAGUCGCUGCUGGCCAACGUUCUGGACAUCGACGACGACUUCCGGUGCAAUCACCGGUGCAACACGCUGCCACAUAAUCCCACCUACUACCGGACCGUGUACCGUCAGGGUGAGGAUGGUAGUGUCGGACCGAUCGGUGCGACCGACACGAUCGGCCGUUCCGCCGGUCUCGGUACGAUCAGUGCCGGUGGUGGCCGCCUGCACGAAACCGUUUCCUCGCACACCUGUCUCAGCUCGUCCGCCGAGUACGAGCUAGCGUUGAUACUGAAGGAGCUACGCUACAUCACCGAUCAGCUCCGCAAGGAGGACGAGAGUGGCGAGAUCACGCGCGAAUGGAAGUUCGCCGCCAUGGUAGUCGAUCGUCUGUGCCUUAUCAUAUUCACCCUGUUCACGAUCAUCGCCACGCUGGCUGUCCUGUUCUCCGCGCCGCACUUUAUCGUUUCAUAACAACCAUCAGCACGGCGGCACACCGGCACCAACGGUCACCACGAUCGUACCACUACUACGACCCUCCCAACCCGCACCAACACGACCACCGCCAACGCCGAACUCGGCACGCAACCCGGCGCCGUACAGGGCGUUGACGGUGACGAUCAACAGGACGACAAGCAUGGCGGCGGUUGCAAUGGUUUCGCGUACGAGCUGCAACGUUGCUGCCCACUACCACUACCCCUUCUGCUCGUGCUGCUCAGCGGCCUGCUGGUGGCGUGCUGGUGGCUGGUACGCAGGCGGCACUCGCUCGCAUACGGUCUCGCACAGCUGGUCACCGUUGCCGACUAUCGCCUGCGACGGUAUGUGUAUAUUUUCGUGAAGAAUUUUAAGCUCAUCAACGACACAUAGACAACCGGGCGAUAAACAGGCGACCAAGAGAGACACACACACACAUACACCCACACAUGCACGGGGGCUAGACGAAUUGAUAUACGAGACGUGUGGAACGGCCAGCCCAUCCACGUGAUGGUGGAGCCCAACUACGAAACGAGUACACUCCGCGUACGAUGCGGAAUUCUUUUUUAUAACACAACUCCCAUUUUCGCUAUCAGGCAACAAAAAAAAAAAGACAAACCAAGCAAAAAAAUACAAACAAGUAAUAAUAGCGAAAUGAAGAGAAAAAAAAUACAAAACCUCCAGGCAGCAACACUACAAACGGGACAGAGAAAUGCUUGAGUGACAGCACACAUCUGCAACAAACUGCAACCCAAUGGGUCGAAGAUGAGAUGGGUCCAGAGGUGCGAGGGGGAAUAUAACAUAGGA
Anopheles moucheti is the source of this 5348-nucleotide messenger RNA. Its product is annotated as neuronal acetylcholine receptor subunit alpha-7-like. Bases 2532 to 4541 code for a protein of 669 amino acids. Gene Ontology annotation, biological process: signal transduction; regulation of membrane potential; chemical synaptic transmission. Lineage: Eukaryota; Metazoa; Arthropoda; Insecta; Diptera; Culicidae. Gene Ontology annotation, cellular component: synapse; postsynaptic membrane; neuron projection. The record is from RefSeq and is a predicted model, not a curated record. The transcript has 15 exons. Gene Ontology annotation, molecular function: transmembrane signaling receptor activity; acetylcholine-gated monoatomic cation-selective channel activity.